GCCGUAUCUGCUUGACCUGCUGCCCUGUACCAGUUGGACAAUCUCAACAUUUCACGUUUCAGUCUCGGAUAAUUCAGCCAGAUCAACAAUUUACGUAUAAUUAUCACCACCUUACGCCGUAGGAAGUGCAGCGUUCAGCGGUCUACUGCAAUGAGGGUCCAGUCCUGUGCCGCCCUGCUGUUCAUAGCGUCGACCCUCGUCUGGCGGGGAGCAGUGUCGUGGGAGUGUCCUGUGGCCAAGGACGUGCGUGGCCACCAAUGCCGCUCCGACCGUGACUGCACCAGCGACGGCAAGUGCUGCGCCAUUGACCACACCUACUCGUGCUGGUCGUUGGUGCAGUACAAGCGAGACAUGCUGAACUGCCCAGCCCGCUCCGAGAUCCAGUCGACCAGCUGCUACAAUGGGUGCUGGUCAGACAGUGACUGCCCGGGGGGAAGAAAGUGCUGUCAGAGUCACACAGACUGCGGCCAGACUUGCUACCCGCCUAUCAAGUAUGAGAAGGUGAAGGCCGUCAUCUGCCCGGCCCCCUCCGACCCCCGACAAUUCCGUUGUCACUACCCCUGCCACUCCGAUGCCGACUGUUUGAACAUGGGCCGGUGCUGCAACUUCCCUUGCGGCAAGUCGUGUUGGUGGUCUCCCAUGGAGGCCUUUAUCACAGCCACGGUGAGGGGGGAUUGUUCCUACCAGGAGAACGCUGCUAUAGGGGAUGAGGAUGUACGCUUGUCCUGCCAACUCAGCAUCAACUCUACCAGACCCGCGCAGGUAGAAUGGUACAAGGGUCACACGUCCAUGCCGAAUGGCCGCGGCCGAGUCCACAGCAUGAAGACCUGCGAAGAUCGAGAUUGUCGGAGUUUGGAAACGCAUCUAGUGUUUGACAGAAUACAGAGUGACGACGCGGGUACCUACAUGAUGGUCGUCACGUCAGGACGAGAGAAGUAUGGCCACGCCGUCAACCUGACAAUCUUCAACAAUCCUGACAUCGAGAUCCAGCCACAACUAUCCACUGUGUAUUCCGGGGACCAGGUGGACCUCACCUGCAGGAUUGUCAACCUCGACAAGACCAACCCCUACUAUAAAGCAGGCAUCAAACUCAAGUGGUGUCAUCGAGGGCUCAGCAAUGCAAACAACAAAGGUAUCCACUACCAUGGUUUUGGAGAGGAGACAAUUAGACUGACCAACGUUAGCGGUGAUGUCGUCAUAGGAUGUGGCCUCAACAGCACGGAGUGCACUGUGACGGCGGAGGUCAAGGUCCUGUCUAACGAUGACCACGGCUGCCCGGUGUCUGUGGACAUCAGGAAGUACAAGUGGCCAUGGACACCUGCCGGCAAGUCCCGAGUUGCACCGUGUCCUGUUGGCUAUUCUGGGAGAGCCAAUCGGUCGUGCAGUGAUGUCUCCACGUGGUUCUACCCCAACUACUACCGCUGUGUCAGCCACAGGAUAUCCCACGUGGACCGCGAGCUGGGUAAGAUAAAGACAGGGGCGCUGUCCGCCAGCUACAUCACACCGGUCCUGGUACAGCUGGACACGGCAGCAACGGAGCUGAAUCUGACCGGCGGCGACAUUGGCGGCAUCGUGUCUUCCAUCUCGGACAUCAUCAUUCUUGUGAAGGUCACCAGGCGGAAACUGGGGGAUGAUGGUCGUGAGUCCUUCAUUAACAUAGUGAACAGUGCCCUAGCCAAGGGUAAUCUACAGGAGUGGAGCAUAGUGCUGAAGGAGGCGCUCAACCAAUCAACAGUUAGCUCUCUGCUGCGCUCUGUCAGUGACUUCGGACUGUUGACGGCAGAAGAUCGCGUUGUCAACGACGACCCGGUUUAUGUCGUCAAGGAGACGAUACUAUUCGGCGCUGGGAAGACAUCACCCAAGGAUAUGGUGUUCCCCGAUUACACGAAUGACAAACAUGCAGAUGUUCCUAGAUACAGGAGGUCCAGCCCGGAGGGCGUGUCAGUAGCUGUAGAGAAGGCUACCCUCGUCAACCUGAUGGACGGCUCCUCUGACGAGGUCAAGUGGACAUACUCUAUUUACAAGACACUAUCAGAUAUCAUGAACCUGGACGACCACUCAGAUAGCAUCAGGUCUGUGUCCUUCAAUGAGCGGGAGCGAGUGAAGGUCGUGUCGGACAUUGUCUCCUUGAUGGUGGAGUCGACAGAGGGAGCUGAAUUGAACCCACCUAUUAGAGCCCGGAUGAUGAUGAGGACGGAAGAGGAUGAGACACCCCUCAAUAAUGCGGUGCACAAAGUGUGUGGCAGGUUCAUUCCUAUGGAUGGAAGCAACACGAGUCGCUGGGUGUCUGACGGUUGCCAGCUGGUGGUGGACAGCAGUUGGGUUGUGUGUGAGUGUAACCGGCUCGGUCACAUCGCAGUCCUCACAGUGGAACAAAUGUCUCCGAGAGCACAGCCGCUGUUCCUGACUGUGCUGAAAGCCGUGUGUUCAGUACCUCUGCUGGGGGCUCUGGUCAUCGUCAUUGUCGGGAUCAAACGGAGAGCGAUGACGGGCUGCACUACCUUGUCUCUCAACGUAUGCGGAGCCAUCGCUGGUGCUUACGUGGUGUUUGCUGUAGCCAUUGACAUCACAAAGGAUGAGGGUUUCUGCAUCGGCAUCGCCGUUGCACUGCACUACCUCUUUACGGUGAUGACUCUAGGGAUGUUAGCUCAGACGGUCUAUCAAGGUGUCAUCUUUUACCGCCAUCUCACCCUUCCUGUGGUACAUACACCGAAGUGGCCCUACGUAUGCCUCGUCCUGGCUGUGUGGGUGGUUGGCGCCGGGAUAGUGGCAGCAACAACACUGGUGGCUGGUCUUGAUAGCUACAGCACAACACAGCUAUGCUGGGUCAACACGAAAAGAGACGCAGCCUUAUCGUUACUGGGCACUACCGCGACGGCACUACUGCUUCAUGUCGGAGUCGUGGUGAUGUGUGCGUGUGCUGGUCGGGGUAACCAUAGUGACGUGAAUGUGGAAGAGAAAGUUCCCAUGCAGAGCGGGGUGCCAUUGAAGAAGAACCCGGAUAUGGAAUCACAGCAUAGACGGAAAAACACACUUCUCAAACAAGGUUUUAGGAGCGUGAUGAUAGUACUGGACUUCUGUGCGGAGAUCACGCUGGUCCUGAUGGUGACGACACACGUUAACGGCAACACACUGGAGUACCUGUUCGCCGUCUGUACGGUGAUAAAGACCAUGAUUUUAGUCUAUGUUGAUGCGUAUGUUGUGGACAUUGACUACUCAACCAAUCAAGGCACAGGUUUGCAUUAUUAGCAUGUCAAGUCAUCACAAAAUGAUCAAAUCAUCGAACCGUACGAAAUCAGGAGACAUAGCGGGCGAGAAUGUAUACGAGGAGAUCCUGAACGUAAACCAACAUCCUUCCCGCUCCUGACUUCAACACUGAGAAUGUAUUGCAAUCCGUGACUAUGGAAGGCAGCUGCAGAUAACAACAUAUAACAUCAACCAUACAACACCACAGACAUGUGAAGCAGUGUAUGCCAACAGCUGACGGUACAUGGACCUAAUGUGUACUUUUAGUACAAUUAUAUGACAGCGUGUGUACGUGCAGUGCAGUAUAUGAACAUAAUGUGUACGUAAAGUGCAGUAUAUAGACAUACUGUGUACGUGUAGUUUAGUAUAUGGACAUAAUGUGUACGUGUAGUGCAGUAUAUGGACAUAAUGUGUACGUGUAGUACAGUAUAUGACACAUUGUUUUCGUGUAGUGCCGUAUAUGGACAUAAUGUGUACGUGUAGUGCACUAUAUGGACAUAAUGUGUACGUGUAGUGCAAUAAAUGGACAUAAUGUGUACGUGUAGUGCCGUAUAUGGACAAAAUGUGUACGUGUAGUGCACUAUAUGGACAUAAUGUGUACGUGUAGUACAGUAUAUGGACAUAAUGUGUAUGUGUAGUGCAGUAUACGGAGAUAAUGUGUACGUGCAGUGCAGUAUAUGACACAUUGUGUACGUGUAGUGCACUAUAUGGACAUAAUGUAUACGUGUAGCACAGUUAUAUGCCACAUUGUUUACAUGUAGUACAGUAUAUGGAGAUAAUAUGUACGUUUAGUGCACUAUAUGGACAUAAUGUGUACGUAUUGUGCAGUAUAUGGACAUAAUGUGUACGUGUUGUACACUAUAUGGACAUAAUGUGUACGUGUAGGACUGUAUAUGACACAUUGUUUACGUGUAGUGCAGUAUAUGGUCAUAAUGUGUACGAGUAGGACAGUAUGUGACACAUUGUGUACGUGUAGGACAGUAAAUGACACAUUGUGUACGUGUAGGACAGUAUGUGACACAUUGUUCCUUGUGAACAGUAUAUGACACAUUGUAUACGUGUAGGACAGUAUAUGACACAUUGUAUACGUGUAGGACAGUAUAUGACACAUUGUGUACGUGUAGUGCAGUAUAUGGACACACUAUGUACGUGUAGGACAGUAUAUGGACACACUAUGUACGUGUAGUACAGUAUAUGGACACACUAUGUACAUGCAGUACAGUAUAUGGACACACUAUGUAAGUGUAGUACAGUAUAUGGACACACUAUGUACGUGUAGAACAGUGUAUGGCACACUGUGCACGUGUAGUACAGUAUAUGGACACACUAUGUAUGUGUAGUACAGUAUAUGACACAUUGUGUACGUGUUGUGCAGUAUAUGGACACACUAUGUAUGUGUAGAACAGUAUAUGACACACUAUGUACGUGUAGUACAGUAUAUGGACACACUAUGUACGUGUAGGACAGUGUAUGGCACAUUGUGUACUUGUAGUGCAGUAUAUGGACAUAAUGUGUACGUGUAGUACAGUAUAUGGCACAUUGUGUACUUGUAGGACAGUAUAUUGACACAAUAUGUACGUGUAGUACAGUAUAUGGCACAUUGUGUACUUGUAGGACAGUGUAUGGCACAUUGUGUACUUGUAGGACAGUAUAUGGCAUAUUGUGUACUUGAAGGACAGUAUAUGGCACAUUGUGUACUUGUAGGACAGUAUAUGGCACAUUGUGUACUUGUAGGACAGUAUAUUGACACACUAUGUACGUGUAGUACAGUAUAUGGCACAUUGUGUUCUUGUAGGACAGUAUAUGGCACAUUGUGUACUUGUAGGACAGUAUAUGGACACACUAUGUACGUGUAGUACAGUAUAUGGCACAUUGUGUACUUGUAGGACAGUAUAUGGCACAUUGUGUACUUGUAGGACAGUGUAUGGCACAUUGUGUACGUGUAGUACAGUAUAUGGCACAUUGUGUACUUGUAGGACAGUAUAUGGACACAAUAUGUACGUGUAGUACAGUGUAUGGCACAUUGUGUACUUGUAGGACAGUAUAUGGCACAUUGUGUACUUGUAGGACAGUAUAUGGCACAUUGUGUACUUGUAGGACAGUAUAUGGACACACUAUGUACGUGUAGUACAGUAUAUGGCACAUUGUGUACUUGUAGGACAGUAUAUGGCACAUUGUGUACUUGUAGGACAGUAUAUGGCACAUUGUGUACUUGUAGGACAGUAUAUUGACACACUAUGUACGUGUAGUACAGUAUAUGGCACAUUGUGUUCUUGUAGGACAGUAUAUGGCACAUUGUGUACGUGUUGUGCAGUAUAUGGACACACUAUGUAUGUGUAGAACAGUAUAUGACACACUAUGUACGUGUAGUACAGUAUAUGGACACACUAUGUACGUGUAGGACAGUAUAUGGACACACUAUGUACGUGUAGUACAGUAUAUGGCACAUUGUGUACUUGUAGGACAGUAUAUGGCACAUUGUGUACUUGUAGGACAGUAUAUGGCACAUUGUGUACGUGUAGUACAGUAUAUGGCACAUUGUGUACUUGUAGGACAGUAUAUGGACACAAUAUGUACGUGUAGUACAGUGUAUGGCACAUUGUGUACUUGUAGGACAGUAUAUGGCACAUUGUGUACUUGUAGGACAGUAUAUGGCACAUUGUGUACUUGUAGGACAGUAUAUGGACACACUAUGUACGUGUAGUACAGUAUAUGGCACAUUGUGUACUUGUAGGACAGUAUAUGGCACAUUGUGUACUUGUAGGACAGUAUAUGGCACAUUGUGUACUUGUAGGACAGUAUAUUGACACACUAUGUACGUGUAGUACAGUAUAUGGCACAUUGUGUUCUUGUAGGACAGUAUAUGGCACAUUGUGUACUUGUAGGACAGUAUAUGGACACACUAUGUACGUGUAGUACAGUAUAUGGCACAUUGUGUACUUGUAGGACAGUAUAUGGCACAUUGUGUACUUGUAGGACAGUGUAUGGCACAUUGUGUACGUGUAGUACAGUAUAUGGCACAUUGUGUACUUGUAGGACAGUAUAUUGACACAAUAUGUACGUGUAGUACAGUAUGUGGCACAUUGUGUACUUGUAGGACAGUGUAUGGCACAUUGUGUACUUGUAGGACAGUAUAUGGCACAUUGUGUACUUGUAGGACAGUAUAUUGACACAAAAUGUACGUGUAGUACAGUAUAUGGCACAUUGUGUACUUGUAGGACAGUGUAUGGCACAUUGUGUACGUGUGGUGCAGUAUAUGGACAUAAUGUGUACGUGUAGUACAGUAUAUGGACACAAUAUGUACGUGUAGUACAGUAUAUGACACAUUAUGUCCUUUUAGGACAGUAUAUAGUUAGUAGAGUAUAUGGACAACAUAUGUACGUGUAGUUCAGUAUAAGUGUGUUAGGGCGUAGUCAAGAUGGUGGAACAUAUCAUCUCGGCAUCAGCCAAGUGUGCAAGUCAUCCAAAUAGGUCACAAUUCAAUGUUCUCAGUCGGAAUUGUUACAAUUGCAGUGAUGUAGUAAGUGUAUGUCCAUUUGAAGUGAAGGCCGAGUCACAGGCUGUACAGGCUUGCCAGAAUGGUUUCUAAGGAAUCCUGGAAGGGACAUUGUCGCUUUGGUAUGGUGGUAUGGUAUUUGGGUUUUAGGGCGCCCACCACAUCAAAUAAAAAAUACAUCGAAUAGACUACAAGAGAACGAUUAGUAUGCUAUUACUAUACUAUUUUAUGUGGUUGUAAUUUAUGUUUAUGUUGUUGAUCGAAAUAACGUUCAUAUGUGAUAUGAUUAAUGGAUUUCCAGACAGCUGCCAAGCAAAACAUAGGUUAUAGUUGGGAAUACGGAUGUAUAACUGUAGUCGAAAACAUGUGUUCAUUUUGUAAAAUAAAGUUUUAUUGUUUA
Haliotis rufescens (red abalone) is the source of this 7142-nucleotide messenger RNA. RefSeq names its product adhesion G protein-coupled receptor L2-like. Gene Ontology annotation, cellular component: extracellular region; membrane. Lineage: Eukaryota; Metazoa; Mollusca; Gastropoda; Lepetellida; Haliotidae. The record is from RefSeq and is a predicted model, not a curated record. The transcript is spliced from 29 exons. Bases 151 to 3249 code for a protein of 1032 amino acids. Gene Ontology annotation, molecular function: G protein-coupled receptor activity; peptidase inhibitor activity.